AAGCGUAUAACGCAUACCAAGUACAUUACCGCACAAUAUUUUGAAUUGCUGUUUUGGUUAAAAUGAGAGCGCUAUUGACAAACAGAAAAACUGCUGGUAGAAAUCAACUUUGUCAAGUCACAAAUGUCAUAAUAGCAUAAUAUAUUUUAUUUAGCAUAACGCAUUAAAACAAUAAAAGCUUGUUUGUUUUUCAUUUGUAAUGCGAAUAUUUUGUUAGUUUACGUUUUAAAAAUGGAGAGAUUAGAUUCAAAUAAAUUAAUUAGUUUAAUAAAAAUGCAUCCUGAGCUAUACAGUAGAGCAUCUAGUAGCAGUAAUGCCACGGAUUUUAGAGCAAAAGCAUGGAAAAGUAUUGCUGAAAAAAUGAAUGUUGAUAUUAAAAUUAUUCGAAGUAGGUGGAAAUCGCUCCGUGAUACGUUCCAAAGAUGUUUAAAAAAGGCACGAGAAUCUGAAACCGAUAGUGUAACUAUAGGUUGGCCAUAUUUUGAAAAACUUUUAUUCCUGAAAGAUUAUGUCGGGCAAAAAAGAUCUUAUCCUUUUGAAACUGCCAAAGAAUUGAUCACAGAAGAGUACAACGAAAGUGACCCCAUAAAUUACGAAGAAAAUGUAUAUAUAGAGAAGGAAGCUCAUGAAAGUUCUGAUAUUCCUUUAAAUGUACCACAAAAAUAUGAAUCUGAAGAUUGGACUCAAUUUGAUCAAGAAGAUUUAAGAACAACUCCAACAAGUUUUGAAAAAGUUAGUUUUGAAGAUGAGAAAUCUGAGAAAUUCUUAGUUACCCAGAGUACAUCAAAAAGAAAGUCUGAUAGUUAUGAUGAACCUUCAAAUAAAAGAUUAAUAUUGCAAGAAAAUGAUAUUUUGGACAAAAAAAUAACACAGUGUAUUGACAUAUUUAAAGAAAAAUUGGAAAAAAGAAAAGAUGCAACAGAUAAUUUUUGUGAAUUCCUAAGUUCAAUUAUAAAGCAAUGGCCAACGCGAGAACAAUGUGAAACAAUAAAAUAUUUGACAGAAUAUGUAAUGGAAAAACACCUAGAUGUUGUAAACAAUUGAAAAAUUUAAUAUUAGUUAUGUAGAAUCUAUUGUACAUAUUUAAAAUAAAGCACCAUACUACAGAAAUUUAAUUCUGUUCUCAUUAAUGUACAAUACAAAAUUUAUUAACGUACUUAGGUCAAU
This is a messenger RNA of Condylostylus longicornis, 1167 nucleotides long. RefSeq names its product transcription factor Adf-1-like. The transcript has 2 exons. The coding region runs from base 232 to 1044 and encodes 270 amino acids. Gene Ontology annotation, biological process: regulation of transcription by RNA polymerase II. Gene Ontology annotation, cellular component: transcription regulator complex; nucleus. The record is from RefSeq and is a predicted model, not a curated record. Lineage: Eukaryota; Metazoa; Arthropoda; Insecta; Diptera; Dolichopodidae.